Lichtheimia ornata is the source of this 1026-nucleotide messenger RNA. Its product is annotated as ribonucleoside-diphosphate reductase small chain. Bases 1 to 1026 code for a protein of 341 amino acids. Gene Ontology annotation, biological process: deoxyribonucleotide biosynthetic process. Lineage: Eukaryota; Fungi; Mucoromycota; Mucoromycetes; Mucorales; Lichtheimiaceae. The transcript has 3 exons. Gene Ontology annotation, molecular function: oxidoreductase activity. The record is from RefSeq and is a predicted model, not a curated record.
AUGACGAUCAACGACACCACCGACAUGACAACCAAGUCGUAUAGCAAGUUUAAUGAAGAAGAAGAGAUCCUGAAGGAUAACCCAAGACGAUUUUGUCUCUUCCCUAUAAAGUACCAUGAGAUCUGGCAGUUUUACAAAAAGGCAGAGGCUUCUUUCUGGACAGCGGAAGAAAUUGAUCUUUCAAAGGACCAAAACGACUGGGAGAAUCGAAUGACAGAGGACGAACGCUUCUUUAUCUCUCGAGUGCUUGCUUUCUUUGCCAGCUCGGAUGGUAUUGUCAAUGAGAACUUGGUGGAGCGUUUCUGCAACGAGGUGCAAAUUGCCGAAGCCAAGUGCUUUUAUGGAUUCCAGAUCAUGAUUGAGAACAUCCACUCUGAGACCUACAGUCUUUUGAUCGAUACGUAUAUCAAGGAUCCUCAAGAAAAGGAAAUGCUCUUUGAUGCUAUUGAAACCAUACCUUGUAUCAAGAAAAAGGCCGAAUGGGCAUUUCGAUGGAUCUCUUCCAAUGGCUCUUUUGCUGAACGCUUAGUGGCAUUCGCUGCAGUGGAAGGCAUUUUCUUUUCUGGUUCCUUCGCUUCUAUCUUUUGGCUCAAAAAGCGUGGCUUGAUGCCGGGUUUGACAUUCAGCAACGAACUCAUUUCUCGUGAUGAAGGUUUACAUACCGAUUUUGCAUGUCUCUUGUUCUCCCAUUUGCGUCAUCAACCAUCUCAUGAUCGUAUCCGGGAUAUCAUCAUCGAAGCUGUCACUAUUGAGCAAGAGUUCCUGACAGACGCUUUACCGGUUUCGUUGAUUGGUAUGAAUGCCAAGCUCAUGUGCCAGUAUAUUGAAUUUGUGGCGGAUCGUCUUUUGGUGGCUCUUGGUGUAGACAAGCAUUAUCAUUCGACCAACCCAUUCGAUUUCAUGGACAUGAUUUCUCUUCAAGGCAAAACCAAUUUCUUUGAGAAGCGAGUGUCAGAUUAUCAACGUGCUGGUGUCAUGAACAAGGCUCCUGCAGAAAAGGAAUUCACCCUUGAUGCCGACUUUUAA